Vespa crabro (European hornet) is the source of this 2334-nucleotide messenger RNA. It is a transcript of the gene mRpS28, whose product is annotated as 28S ribosomal protein S28, mitochondrial. The transcript has 5 exons. Bases 143 to 859 code for a protein of 238 amino acids. Gene Ontology annotation, cellular component: mitochondrial small ribosomal subunit. The record is from RefSeq and is a predicted model, not a curated record. NCBI's taxonomy places the organism in Eukaryota, Metazoa, Arthropoda, Insecta, Hymenoptera, Vespidae.
UUACAGUCAGUAUGGCCAGAAUGAUCUCAUAUGAAUGGAACUUAAGACGGAACGAAGGGAGGACCAAAUGGUAAAAUCAAAUAUAACCUAUAACACUUGGAUUCAUAAAGAAGAGAAAAUUUCUUUUGCUAUUGUAUAAACGAUGCAACGUCUUGAAAUAUUGCGGAGACAAUUACGUUUGAUCGAUGCCUUCAGAACGAAACAAACGUCCAUUAAAUCGUUCAGUACCGAGAAAACUCCGGACGAUAGCAUCGAUAAAACCAAGAACCAAGUGGAUAUUGAAAUUAAAGAAAUAAAUUCGCACAAAGCUCUUGAAAAGAAUGACUCUUCUAGCGAGAAAGUAAAAAGUGAGUCUGACGAGUCGAUUGAAAAUCUAUCAUCCAUAACAAUCUCGAGUAGCGAAUCGAAUGGAAUGAAGUCGGAUAAGGAUUUAGGACUAGCAGAAGUGAAGCUGAGCGGAUUUGCCCAAACAUUUGAAAAGUUCUCACGAGUCGAUGAACCAAAAGAACCUGAAAAGCCUUUAACGUUCGCUACCUUACUGCGUCGCUCGGAGUUUAUGAACUUGGGAGAUCCAGAAGGAAAAAAGGUCGUAGGGAAAAUAUUUAAAACUGUAAAUGACGAUUUGUACAUAGAUUUUGGAUGGAAAUUUCAUUGCGUAUGUCCUAGACCUUUAAAAAAUGGAGAAUUUUACGUUAGGGGCUCAUUGGUAAUUUUAAAGAUAAAGGAUCUGGAAUUGUCUAUGAGGUUUCUAGGCUCAACCACGGAUACUACUAUUUUAGAGGCAGAUUGUAUACUCUUAGGUUUGUUACGUUCUCCGUUGAAAAAAAUCAAUCCCCAAUCAGAAAUGUCCCGAGUUUAAUAAUAAUUCGAUAUUGCUUAAUUAUUGUAUUAUCAAAGAGAUACUUUAAGAUUAAAAGGAAGAUUAAAAAAGUGUUUCUAUGAUUUAACCUACUGUUAAUAUAUAGUAUUGUACUAGUAUCGUAGAUCGUUUUGUAUAUUGGUUUGUAUAUUGGAACGAUCAGUACUAUUCUUAAUCGUUUAUCUUCCAGGAAACGAUGAAACUCCAUAUGUUUUUUUGUUUCUUUUCGUUAAACGUCCUAUUAUUUUCUACCAAAGACAUACCCGAUUGCUAGCUUACGAGAUAUAACCUAAAAAAGCUUAUACACGGUAUAUGCGAUGUGUGAAUAGUGGUAACACUGUGUUUUAGUUCUUGCGUUGUAGUUUCUCUUAUAGUUCAUAUUUUGCUCAUGCCUGUCGCUGAAGUCGCACACUUUGCUCCAAGCAAAAGGAUUCUGUUUGCUGCGGAUGUCACGGAGUAGUUUCAAAUGAGAAUGCAAAAAAUAUAUUAAAUGACGAUUUAUCGAUCGAACCUUCGGAUUAUAUCGAUGCAGGUCCAAUAGUUAGUAAAAAAAUAAUUAAAUUAUAUGAUGGAAUUGAACUAUUAACAGGCUAUAAAAUUCCCAAGGACCUAAAUUCUGCGGUAUUAUGCGCAACAUGUUGUCAAAAGAUAGAAUCCUUUACAGUCUUUCGAAUGCAACUCUUGGAUACAUUUGAAAAACGAGCCAACUACAAUAAUCCUGAAAAUGUGUCCAAAUCUAUAUCCGAUUCAGAAUCUAUACGACGUUUGGAGGAUCAGAAAAACAGUUCGAUUGUGGAUAAAAUUGCUGACGUUAUCGUUAAUAAAAUUCCAAAUAAUUAUAGAUUAUCAGAACCGAAAGUUACAGUCGACGAUGGUAUUAAUGUAAUCGACAAUAGUAUACCCUUAGAAUUAAAUAAUUCAUUGAGCGACGAAUCUGAAACAAAUGACUCUUUAGGAAGUAAUAAAUUGUCAAACGAUCAUGAGAAUAAUAAUGUCAAUGAUUUGGAUUAUUCGAAUGAAGUUACAGAUAUUAAUCAUUCUAAGGUAAUCUUUUCAAAAGUACAAGAUAAUGAUAUAGAAUCGGAAGUUGAUAUUUAUUCGGGAGAAUACGAUGAAGUGUUGGAAUUAGAUGUACAAUGUAAGAACGACGAUAUAACGGAUUUAGCAAGUAUUUCUGAAUCCGAAGCAGAGAUAUAUGAUUAUGAGCCUAUUGGAAAAAAAAUUAAGAACUACAAUGCACUAUCACCUGCUUUACUCUUCUAAAAUGUACUCAUUUAUUGUUAAAUUUAAAUAGACUAUGGUCUCACUUUACGAGUUAUAUGUCAGAAUCUCUUAUUGCAUGCUAUUCAAAUUUAUGUAAAUGUUUGUGUAAUAUACCAAUGAUCUGUAUGUAUAUAAUUUGGAGAUAUUCAAAGUAUUAAGAAAAGUAUCUUAUCAUGAAUUAUUCUUAAAGAAUACAUUUAUAAGAAAAUAAA